AUGACAAUGACCACAAUCCCGGAAAGUCUCGGCGGCCCCGUCUCAGGAAAAUCCGUCUUCAUGGAGUUUGGACCCCCGAGUCAACAGAUGUCUCCUUCCUCCUCCGUGGCGCACGGGCACUACCCCAUGCACUGUCUGCACGCGGCGGGCCACGCGCAGCACGACGGCUCGUACAGCCCGGCCUCGUCCUUCCCCCGGUCCCUGGCUUACCCGUACGUCAACUCCGUCGGCGGCCAUUCCGCCAGCCCCUAUCUCGGCACGGUGCAGACGUACCAGAACAGCUCGGCCCUGACGCAGACGCGCCUAGAGGACGCAGCACCAGAAGCGGAGAAGAACACGGUGGUGGAGGGCGGAGAGGUGCGGUUCAACGGCAAGGGGAAGAAGAUCCGAAAGCCCAGAACCAUCUAUUCAAGUUUACAACUUCAAGCUCUCAACAGAAGAUUUCAGCAAACCCAGUAUCUGGCGUUGCCGGAGAGAGCCGAACUCGCCGCGUCCCUGGGUCUUACCCAGACACAGGUCAAAAUUUGGUUUCAGAAUAAGCGAUCCAAAUUCAAAAAGCUGAUGAAGCAAGGCGGCGGCCAGAUCGACCCCGGCGCUUUGGCCAACGGCCGCGGACUUUCGGCCGGUUCUCCCACGGUGACGCCGGUCUGGAGCUCGCCGAGCGCCGUGAAAACGCCGGUGGGGACGCCGGGGUCUUACAUCCCCAGCUACACCUCGUGGUACCCGACCACGCACCAAGAGUCUAUGCAACAGCCUCAGCUCAUGUGAACGAGAGAGAGCGGGUACGCGCACCCCUGCAGACCCUCCACCCCGCCGUGGCUCAUAUCAGGAAGGACUGCGGGACCGGCACCACCCCUGGCCUGGCCCUGCACUGGCUUAAUGAAUGCACACAGAUGUAUCUCGGGAGUUUGCUUCCUAUACGUUGC
This is a messenger RNA of Lampris incognitus (smalleye Pacific opah), 926 nucleotides long. RefSeq names its product distal-less homeobox 1a (gene dlx1a). NCBI's taxonomy places the organism in Eukaryota, Metazoa, Chordata, Actinopteri, Lampriformes, Lampridae. Bases 1 to 768 code for a protein of 255 amino acids. The record is from RefSeq and is a predicted model, not a curated record. Gene Ontology annotation, biological process: embryo development; cell differentiation; negative regulation of transcription by RNA polymerase II. Gene Ontology annotation, molecular function: DNA-binding transcription factor activity, RNA polymerase II-specific; RNA polymerase II cis-regulatory region sequence-specific DNA binding. The transcript is spliced from 3 exons.